AGAGAGAGAAGGUGCAGGAGGAGAUAUCUUUUAUAGAACCAACAUCUGGUUGGUCAGAGAGACAGGCUUUCGAGCCCCACAGAGCUCUUCUUCAGGUCUGGGAAAGGCACUUUGAGUGUCACAGCUCAAUACAAGGGUGCUGGAGGGAGAACGGAGGAAGGAAAUAAGACGCCAGCUGCUGCCCAGGUGGAGGGAGAAGGGCAGAAAUCGGAGCUUCCUGGGCUGAGCCGUGGCACAGUUCGGGACUUCAUCUUGUGAAUGUGAAUGGCCUUGGGCAAUGGCUCUGAGCCAGAGCUUCUCCCACUGGUGACCAGGGCCCUGGGCAUCCUCGUGCCCUCUCUCCAGCUGGCUGCUUCUAGGCAAGGAGCGACCGGCGCAGCGGAGUGAUCUGCUGGCCAUGGAAAGCGUCAUGCAACCCAACUGGAGGGAGAUAGUCAACAGGAAGCUGAAGUUCCCCAGCGAGCUCCUCGACGCCAUCCAGGAGGGGGACCUGUUGCGGGUGCAGCAGCUGCUGCAGGGGAGCGACGGGAUCCUGCAACAGCAGGCCGACAGUGAGGACCGCGCGUGGCGGGAAGCCCUCAACCUGGCCAUCCGCACGGGCGGUGGGGAGAUCACCGGGACCCUGCUGCGCUACGUCAAGUUCGACUUCCGCCAGAUCCACGAGGCCCUGCUGGUCGCCGUGGACACCAACCAGCCCCAGGUGGUGAAGAUGCUGCUGGACCGGCUGGACCAGGAGAAGAGCAUCAAGAUGGACAUCAAGUCCUUCUCCAUGGCCUUCUUCGACCGCUCCAUCGACAACGCCCGCUUCGCCCCCGGCGUGACGCCGCUCACCCUGGCCUGCGAGAAGGACCUCUACGAGAUCGUGGACAUGCUGGUGCAGAAAGGCCACGCCAUCCCCCGGCCCCACAAGAUCUCCUGCACCUGCCUGGAGUGCAGCAACGGCCGCAAGUACGACCUGCUCAAGUUUUCCCUCUUCCGCAUCAACACCUACAAGGGCAUCGCCAGCCGGGCCUACCUCUCCAUCGCCAGCGAGGAUGCCAUUCUGACCGCCUUCAAGCUCAGCCGGGAGCUGCAGCGCCUCUCCUGCAAGGAGCCGGAGUUCAAGCCAGAGUACCUCAGCCUGGAGCUCCUGAGCCAGGAGUUCGCCUUUGAGCUGCUGGGGAUGUGCCGUAACCAGAGCGAGGUGACAGCCGUGCUGAACGACCUGGGGGACAGCGAGGAGGAGGAGGAGGAGCUGGACAGCCAGGCCUUCGAGGAGGGCAUCCCCAACCUCGCCCGGCUCCGGCUGGCCGUCAACUACAACCAGAAGAGGUUUGUUGCCCAUCCCAUCUGCCAACAAGUGCUGUCGUCCAUCUGGUGCGGGAACCUGUCGGGCUGGCGCGGGAGCAACACGCUCUGGAAGUUCUUCGUCUCCUGUUCCAUCUUCCUGACCAUGCCCCUCCUGUGCCUGGUGUACUGGAUUGCCCCAAAGUCGCGGGUUGGCAAAAUACUGAAGAUCCCAGUGAUCAAGUUCCUCCUCCACUCGGCCUCGUACCUCUGGUUCCUGAUCUUCCUGCUGGUGGAGUCCUUGUUCCUGGAGCACAAGCAUCACAUCUUCUUGGGACGCAGUCAGAUCGUGUGGGAGAACUCCCUGCACAUGGUCUGGGUGGCUGGCUUCUUCUGGUACGAGUGCAAGGAGGUGUGGAUCGAGGGGCUGCACAGCUACCUCCUGGAUUUGUGGAACUGCCUGGACGUCGUCAUCCUCAGCCUGUACCUGGCCUCCUUCGCCCUGCGGGUGCUGGUCGCCGGGAGGGGCCACCUGCACUGCCUGGACGCCCCUUCCUCGCCGGAGUGCUACUACUUCACCAGAGCCGGACGGCACGAGUGGCAGCCCGAAGACCCCCAGUUCGUCGCCGAGGUGCUGUUUGCAGUGACCAGCAUGCUGAGCUUCACCCGCCUGGCCUACAUCCUGCCCGCCCAUGAGUCCCUGGGCACCCUGCAGAUCUCCAUUGGGAAGAUGAUUGACGACAUGAUCCGGUUCAUGUUCAUCCUCAUGAUCAUUCUCACCGCGUUCCUGUGCGGACUCAACAACACCUACGUUUACUACCAGGAGUUCCAGCGGCUGGGGAACUUCAACGAGACGUUCCAGUUCCUGUUCUGGACCAUGUUCGGGAUGGAGGAGUACAGCGUGGUGGACAUGCCCCAGUACGCCCUGGUGGAGUUCGUGGGGCGGGCGCUCUACGGGAUCUUCACCAUCGUCAUGGUCAUCGUCCUUCUCAACAUGCUCAUCGCCAUGAUCACCAACUCCUUCCAGAAGAUCGAGGAUGAUGCGGACGUGGAGUGGAAGUUCGCCCGCUCCAAACUCUACCUGUCCUACUUCAGGGAGGGCCUGACGCUGCCUGUGCCAUUUAACAUCAUUCCCACACCAAAGUCCCUCUUCUACUCAGUCAGGGGCAUCUUCCGAUUCCUUUGCUGCUCCAAACCCAAGAGGCAACAGGAUUACCCCCCAAUUCCCACCAUCGCUAACACUGCCCUGGAGGACGUCGGCCUGGGCGGGGAGAGCCGCCGUUCCUAUCGGCUGCAGGUCAUCAAGGCUCUGGUGCAGCGCUACAUCGACACGGCCAGGCGGGAGUUCGAGGAGAGCAGGAGGAAAGACCUGGGGAACCGUAUCACCGAGCUGAACAAGUUGGUGUCGCGCCUGCACGCGGAGGUGAAGCGCCUGCAUCACAGCCGGCCCGCCCACCCUGCCCCCGCCAGCCCUCUGGAUGGGGCCAGCGUGCUGCACAGAUAUAUCCUGCGAGUCCAGGACAACUUCCAGAACUUCAGCCAGGCCUCGGGCAGCUCCGGCCCAGGCUCCCCCGCCCAGGUGAUGGUGCACCAGGACGGGGCUGCCGGGAACGACCCCAAGGCGCUCUCCCUUGGCCCCCAGCACGCGAUGUCUCCCGGGGACCAAGCAGAAGAGCCAGAGGACCCGAGUUCCCGUCCAGCAGAGGAAGCCGACUCUGGCCCCAGCCUCUAGUGGCUCAAGGCAGCGUUUCCACGGCGACACAGAGCCAAGCAAUAAUAGCAACGCUCAUCACUUCUAGUGCAGCCGAAGGAUCCCAAAGCGUGUUGUAUGCUGCUCCUGCUGGCUUGUGCCCCAGCCCAAGCAAGCAGGGACCUCGCUGCCUCUCCCACAC
Mauremys mutica (yellowpond turtle) is the source of this 3158-nucleotide messenger RNA. Its product is annotated as short transient receptor potential channel 2-like. NCBI's taxonomy places the organism in Eukaryota, Metazoa, Chordata, Testudines, Geoemydidae. The record is from RefSeq and is a predicted model, not a curated record. Gene Ontology annotation, cellular component: cation channel complex; membrane. The coding region runs from base 398 to 2998 and encodes 866 amino acids. Gene Ontology annotation, biological process: manganese ion transport; calcium ion transmembrane transport; regulation of cytosolic calcium ion concentration. Gene Ontology annotation, molecular function: inositol 1,4,5 trisphosphate binding; store-operated calcium channel activity; protein binding. The transcript is spliced from 14 exons.